Messenger RNA from Penicillium alfredii, 2034 nucleotides. RefSeq names its product glycoside hydrolase family 47 protein. Gene Ontology annotation, biological process: carbohydrate metabolic process; N-glycan processing. Gene Ontology annotation, molecular function: mannosyl-oligosaccharide 1,2-alpha-mannosidase activity; calcium ion binding. Gene Ontology annotation, cellular component: membrane; endoplasmic reticulum. The coding region runs from base 1 to 2034 and encodes 677 amino acids. The transcript has 2 exons. Lineage: Eukaryota; Fungi; Ascomycota; Eurotiomycetes; Eurotiales; Aspergillaceae. The record is from RefSeq and is a predicted model, not a curated record.
AUGCCGGCCCAGGCACCGGAAUCUAACCCCUCCCCUGGCCCCUCGUCACAGGAUGGUCAAAACGCCCCGAGCAGUACUCUUCCGGAGUUGGAACUAUUGUCACGCCCGGCCGAUCUCUCUCACAAGGUGGCCAAAUUUUUCGACAACGAGCGCACCCUCCCCAUGUACAAAGACAAGCCCCAUUUUGCCCCGCGGCGUUCACCCCCAAAGCGUCGGUGGAGGCGGCUGCUAAAUGUCUUGGGGUUGUGUGCCUUGGUGCUUCUGUGGUACUACAGAUCAACCUUUCCAUCGUUGAAGAGCUUGGGAUCAAAUGACCGAGGAGUCGAGCUGUGGAAGUGGUCGAAUAAACUGGAUAAUGGCGAUCCCUCUGUGGAUCCUACCGACUGGGAUGCGAAACGAGAGAAGGUCCGCGACGCGUUCAUUGUCAGUUGGGAGGGCUAUGCAGAGUCGGCGUGGGGCUUCGACAAGUACAGGCCGAUGAGCAACAACAACAAGAACCUCGUCACCGGCGGAUUAGGGUGGAUAAUCGUGGAUUCCCUAGACACCCUGAUGAUUAUGAAUCUGACAUCGCAGGUUCGCCGUGCACGACAAUGGAUCACCACGUCGCUGCAGUACAACCAAGACCAAGAAGUGAGUGUAUUCGAGACGACCAUCCGCAUGAUGGGCGGCCUCCUGUCCGCGCACUAUUUGUCUACCAAAUACCCGGACUUGGCCCCAGUUUCCGACGAUGAUGCUGGUGCUGCAGGUGAAGACCUGUACAUUGAAAAGGCUACCGAUCUUGCGGACCGACUGAUGGGUGCUUUCGAGACAAAAAGUGGGAUUCCACUCUCGAGUGUGAAUCUGAACAAGUCGACCGGGAUUUACUCGCACGCCGACGGGGGUGCCACAUCUACCUCGGAGGCGGCCUCGGUGCAAAUCGAAUGGAAGUACCUUGCCAAGCUGACCGGAGAGGCCGAAUACUGGCGAAUCGCGGAAAAGGUGAUAGAAGUCAUCGAUGGGGAAAAGGCGCAGGAUGGCUUGGUUCCCAUAAACAUCCAUCCCGACACGGGCAAGUUUAGGAGGAACAACAUCCGUCUUGGCAGCAGAGGCGACUCAUACUAUGAGUACCUCAUCAAGCAGUACCUACAGACAUCCGAGCAAGAACCCGUGUACAAGGAGAUAUGGGAUGAGGCGCUGCACGGGGUCCGCAAACACCUCAUCGCAUUUACAAAACAAGCGCAGUUAAUGAUCAUCGGCGAGCGGCCCUCUGGAUUGGUGAAAAAGUUGACUCCUAAAAUGGACCACCUAGUUUGCUUCAUGCCCGGAACCAUCGCGCUCGGUGCCACCGGCGGCCGGCCGCUGUCCGAGGCGCGCAAGUCCCCCGACUGGUCGCAACAGCGCGAAGACGAGAUGCUCAUGUCCCGCGAGCUGAUGAAAACCUGCUGGGCGAUGUACCGGACGACGGAGACGGGGCUCGCGCCCGAGAUCACCUACUUUAAGCUGGACCCGGUCCCUAAGAUGAUGGCCGACGUAUACCCCGAGCCAUCUACAUCGGGGCCGCCCCAGGAGCUGCGCGGCAUCUCGCAGCCCCUUUCGCCACAGCCUGAUGGCUCGGAGCCCUGGCGCCAGGACAUUGAGAUCCGGCCCAACGACCGGCACAACUUGCAGCGCCCCGAAACUGUCGAGUCUCUCCUCUACAUGUACCGCAUCACCGGCGAUGAAAUCUACCGCCAGUGGGGGUGGGAGAUGUUUAAGUCUUUCAUCAAACACACUGCCGUGCUCGAGCAGGUCACUUCUCUCUCGACGUCAGGGAAGACCUACCGCAUCAAGGGCUUCACUUCGCUCGGCAAUGCUAACGCUGUGCCGCCCGACAAACGUGACAACAUGGAGAGCUUCUGGAUGGCCGAAACUCUCAAGUAUUUCUAUUUAUUGUUCUCGGACCGCGACUUUAUCUCUCUGGAGGAACAUGUGUUCAACACCGAGGCGCAUCCACUGCCGAGAUUCAAGCCGGGAGGUGAUCUUCGAACGGGGUGGAAGCGGCAGCCUCGGAACUAA